Apis laboriosa (Himalayan honeybee) is the source of this 1621-nucleotide messenger RNA. RefSeq names its product arrestin domain-containing protein 17. Bases 225 to 1406 code for a protein of 393 amino acids. Gene Ontology annotation, cellular component: cytoplasm. Lineage: Eukaryota; Metazoa; Arthropoda; Insecta; Hymenoptera; Apidae. The transcript has 7 exons. The record is from RefSeq and is a predicted model, not a curated record. Gene Ontology annotation, biological process: protein transport.
CGUAAGCGAUCAGACCGGCUUUUACGAGCGGCUCGAUAUAGCUACGUUGUGUGUAACUAUUCAGUGUAUGGAACAAAAACGAAAGAACAAACGAACGAACGAACGAACUUGUGCUAAAGUGGCCACAUGUACAUUUCGAAACGUUAUUAGAAUAAAAUAAAUAAAGAAACAAGAUCUGCAUACGUAUCGAGUGUCGUCGAAAGUGUAGCUGUGUCAUAACAAACAUGGGACUGAAGGAUUUUCGAAUAAUCUACGAUAAUCAUUGGAACACUUAUUAUCCAGGACAAACAGUAAGCGGAAAUAUCAUUGUCGUAUUAGACAGCACAAAGAAGAUUCGUGGUAUAAGCGUGAAAGUAAAAGGUGUGGCGAAUACAUGUUGGACUACAGAUAAGCAAGAUAUGGAUGAGAGAGGACAAUAUAGAGAUGGGACUCAAACAGUCUCUGCUCAUGAAGAAUACUUCGAGACAAAAUAUUAUCUUGUUGGAUCGGCUUCCGGUGGUGAAAUCGAGAUACAAAGCGGGGAGCAUAAAUUUCCAUUUCAAUGUGUAUUACCGACAAAUUUACCUAGCAGUUUCGAAUCUGAUUUUGGACAUGUUCGAUAUACUGUUAAAGCAACUUUAGAUCGCCCUUGGAAGUUUGAUCAAGAAGUAAAGAGUCCCUUUACAGUGGUGUCACCUCUUGAUCUUAAUCAAGAAUCGAGAGCUUCGGAAAAAAUAGAAGAAGAAAUGAGCAAAACGUUUUGUUGUUUAUGUUGCGGAACGCCACCAUUAACUGUUAAUUAUUCAUUACCAGUUAGAGGAUAUGUACCAGGCCAAUCAAUGCCAAUAAAGGUGAACGUUGAAAAUCAUUCAGGAGUUACUGUAGAAACUAUAAAACUCAUUCUCUGUAAGAUGGUGACUUUUCGUGCUACAACACCGACUACUGAUACUAAAACGGAAGAGAUUGUGGUAGCAGAAGUUGGCAAAGGACCUAUUGAGGGAGGAGGAAUUGCAGAUUAUGAACAAAAACUAGAUAUUCCUCCAUUACCUCCGUCGAAUUUGACAAAUUGUGGAAUUAUUGAUCUAGAAUAUAAUCUUAAAGUUGUGGCAUGUGUCUCAGGAUGGUACUAUCGAAAUUUAUGGCAAAAUACACUUAUAUUCGUGGGUACUGUACCUUUGGUAAAUUAUCAAACUCCAAGUGCUCCCCCGAUCGAAGGAUAUCCUUCAGAAAUUGGAUGGACGACAUCUGGAAUUCCAAGCUCUGAUGGAACUGCAACGAAUUUAUAUCCUAAUUUACCUCCACCAUCAUAUGAAGAAUCAACUAAUGGUGCAAGAAGUUUAUGGGAGCGUGGCGAAUCUGAGCAUAUUUUCGGUAUAUCGAAUCGUUUUUCGCCUAAAUAUCCUGUUUUCAAUUUUGCAGCAGUUUAGUGAGUAAUAAGAAAAAGUAAUUUGGUGCUUUAUUUAAAAAGAGAAAAAUGAAAAUUUUAUAUGUAUCUCAGCACAGUCUGUAGAGCAUAUUUUAAGCUUUAAUUGAAAUUAAGGGCUCAUAAUGAUCGUAUGUAAUCAAGUUGAUAAUCUAAUUGUUAUGAAUGAAAUGAUGUCUUGAUUAUAUUUUUUUAAAAUAAAAUAAGUUUUUAAUAAGA